UCGUCGAGUUCGCUUCGCAGGAAAUCCCAACUCGGUUGCGCACGCGUUCGCAAAGAUUCGAUUUCGAAACGUGUUUGAAAGUGUUUUUGAAAUUUCAAGAAAAUAUAUAUAUAGAGUAUUUCGAAAAGAGUAUAGAAACUGAACAUAUUGGUGAACCGAGUGAAGCAUGUCCAGUGCCCAAGUGUCGCAACAGCCGCCACCACCGCCGCUGACCGCCAGCAGCAGCAACUCAAUGCCGUCGCAAUUGCUACUCAGCCACAUUCAGCACCACAGCAGCAGUCUGCACCAGCACCAGCACCAGCACCAGCGCAGCCACCAGCGAUCCUCGCCACCUGCCCAGGACUACGAUCAGGGCAGCAAUCAGUCCACACUCUCGCCCAGAUCCCAGUUAACGCCCAGUCCGCCGGCGGCGAGUCCCACGCACUCGGCGGCCACCACAGGAUCACCAGUUAGCACCUACGCUCCGGCCUUGAGUCCCGGUGCUGCCCAGGAUACCAGCCAAACGGAGAGUAGUCACAGUAGUCAGUCACAGAUGCCCCUGCUAGUGGCGCCCAUGCCCGUGGGCACAGUGGGUCCGCCACAUCCACAUGCAGCGCCGCCGCAUCCACGUCUUUAUGUGGAGGGUUUCCCGGCACCGCAUCACGUGCCGCAUCCACAUCCCGCCCUGGGCGCCUAUCCCCUGCCACGACUGCCCCUCAUGAUGCCGGCCAAUCCACCAGGUGUGCCAUCAGGAGCAACUGCACCACCGCCCGUUUCGCCGCAGCCCGCGGCCAAUCACCUGAGCCACAGUGGUGCCACAACGAUGGCCACAACCACACUCCUGCCACCCGCCCAAAGUCAGCCGAAGAAAUCCUUCUGCAUCGAUGCCCUGCUGGCCAAGAGUCAGCACCAGUCGUCGGGUGAGCCACAGCCCAUCAUCGUGGAUGAUCGCCUCGCCGCCCUGCACUAUGCCCGGGAUCAGGCGGAACUCAAUCAUGCCUUCGUGACCGCCUCCAAUGCGGCGGCAGCUGCUCAGGCGGCUGCCUCGGCCGCCGGCGGCAUCAGCGAGCAGGAGGCACUGCAGCGCAUCCGGGAUUCCAGGGAGUACGACUCACCCAGUCCCGACGGCAUGUCAAGAUCGGAAUCGCCCACUUCGUCGCACCGCUCCAGUCCGCCCAUCAGUCCCGGCUGUGAAGAUCAGCAGCAGCCCCAUGGUGGCAUUCAUCCCCAGCAUCUGUCCAUGCGCAUGUCCGACUUCCACGACGAGUUCAAGAAGCCGAUUCCACCCCACAGUCCCAUCAGACCACAGGAUUUCCCACUCUACGCCGGCGGCCAUCCUUACCAGCUGCUGGCCCAGGGCGGCUCCGCCUUCCACCGACCGCUGGAUCCCUCAGGCAAACCCAUUCCCAUACCCAUGGGUCACAAUUUCAUGCCCUCACAGCUGCAAUUUGAGUUCCUGGCCCGCGCCGGCAUGCUGCACCAUCGGAUCCCCGAGCUGGCCGCCUAUCCGCAUCAUGCGAUUCUGGGCAAGACGAGGAGACCCCGAACCGCCUUCACAUCGCAGCAGUUGCUCGAGCUGGAGAAGCAAUUCAAGCAGAACAAGUAUCUGAGUCGUCCCAAGCGAUUCGAGGUGGCCAGCGGCCUGAUGCUGUCCGAGACGCAGGUGAAGAUCUGGUUCCAGAAUCGCCGCAUGAAGUGGAAGCGCUCCAAGAAGGCGCAGCAGGAGGCCAAGGAGCGGGCAAAGGCCAAUCAGCAGCAGCAGCAGCAGUCGACGCCCAGUGCAGCCAGUUAGGAGGAGCAUUAAGGAGGAGCAUCUGCAGGAUCUGUAGAUUCUGCUGGAUCUGUAAGAUCUGGAGGAGUGGUCUCCAAUCUAGUCAUGCCGCGAUCAAACCGCCGUCCCACCAUCGAAACGAGACACCCUGUUUUCUAGCACCCAGUUUCAUACGCGCAAUCGGUCGAAAUCUUUUUUCGGGUUUUUUCACAUUGGUUUCGCUUUAUUAUUUUUAUUUUGUGCCACAACAACUGGUCACUGUGUGAUAUAUGUAAACAAGAAAUAUAAAUUAAAUUCAUUACCCUCCCCGCCACCCCCUCUUUCUAGACACUGUAUGUACAUAAACAUAAAUCUUAAUAGGAACACGAGCAUAAAUAACUAAAUAAACAUAAAUCUAAACUAAAUGAGUAAUGCCUAAGUAAAUAAAUUACAUUAAAUGCGAUUAGUUUAGUUGGUAAUUUGCAAUUUGCUUGUAUAAUUUGUGUAAAUAAUUGUAAUUAUGUAAUUGUAGUAUUUAAUAUUAACAGAAACAACAAGAGCCAUUGAGAAAAAAUAACACAUAUAAAAUGUAUGAUAACGCAAUGCGAUUGAAUUAGUUAAUUUUCUGGAUUUUAUUUUGAAAAUCAAAAAUGGAAAAAAUAAA
Drosophila santomea is the source of this 2393-nucleotide messenger RNA. RefSeq names its product homeotic protein empty spiracles (gene exex). The record is from RefSeq and is a predicted model, not a curated record. Lineage: Eukaryota; Metazoa; Arthropoda; Insecta; Diptera; Drosophilidae. Bases 167 to 1771 code for a protein of 534 amino acids. Gene Ontology annotation, biological process: spinal cord motor neuron cell fate specification; regulation of DNA-templated transcription; central nervous system development. Gene Ontology annotation, cellular component: nucleus. The transcript is spliced from 3 exons. Gene Ontology annotation, molecular function: sequence-specific double-stranded DNA binding; DNA-binding transcription factor activity, RNA polymerase II-specific.